Cajanus cajan (pigeon pea) is the source of this 856-nucleotide messenger RNA. RefSeq names its product auxin-responsive protein SAUR71. Gene Ontology annotation, biological process: response to auxin. Lineage: Eukaryota; Viridiplantae; Streptophyta; Magnoliopsida; Fabales; Fabaceae. The record is from RefSeq and is a predicted model, not a curated record.
ACAGGCACAAUCUCGUAAUUAUCUGAAAGCCCAGUGGCGUUUUGUGAAGCGCGAAACCAUAUAUACCCCCCACGCGCUCUUUAAGCUCCUCCACCUACCUACCCAGCGUUCACACUUGAAAUUCCAAAACGAAGCGUUUCACUCUCUUUGGUUAAGACAAUGUUGGCGUCGACGGGGAACUGCAGCAAAAUCCGGCGCAUUGUGCGGGUGCGGCAGAUGCUGAUGCGGUGGCGGAGGAAGGCGGCGAGGACGGACGUGCCGGCGGGACACGUGGCGGUGUGCGUGGGGCCGAGCAGGAGGAGGUUCAUCGUGCCGGCGACGCACCUCAACCACCCCAUAUUCAAGACGCUCCUGGUGGAGGCGGAGGAGGAGUACGGCUUCUGCAACCACGGUCCUCUCGCUAUUCCCUGCGACGAGUCGCUCUUCGAAGAGCUUCUCAGGGUUCUCGCGCGACCCGUCCCAGCCUUCAACACGCUCGAGGAUUUUCAGAGACGCUGCCACGUGGACGUAUCCACUGCCUUCGACUUUGAAUCGCGGCCGUUGCUUCGUGACGAGCCCAUUUGCUGAGUUCAUCGCUCCGUUUCUCAAAUUACAAGAAAGAAACAAUCAUCACUAACUACUUUUUUUUUUUGGUUUGUAUUUUUUUUACCCUGAUUACUGAUUUGUGGGGUUUUUUUUAGUUGUUAGGGAAAUGAAGAUAAGGAAGGAAGUGGGGUUUGGAUAUUAUUAUUUUAUUCGUUGAAAAAGAAUAUAGUUAUGAUGGAUUGUGAGAUUGUCCAUUAAUUGUAUUGUAAUUUGUAUUAUGUAAGAUAUGCAAAUUACUUACUUGGAUCAUUAUUGGCUCCAAAUAAGCUUA